AUGGCCAGAGAGGAUCUGGCGAGGGGAGAGGAAGGAGAGAGGAGAGAAAGAUCGGCAGUAGACUCGUCGGCGGGGCCCGCCGAGAUGCCAUCAGCUGGCCAGAGCCGAUGCGAUGGUGAAGCAGGGCGCAACAGCGGCCCCUUGGCCAGAUCCCUCGACGGCCGUCUCAGCAUCAACCAACAAUGGCUGCGCAAACCCGACCUGGAGCCGGGAAAUUUCGGUGUCCAGAUCAGAUCAGAAGAGAAUGACGCCGUAAUGUCGCCUACGAAGCCUGUUGCGGAUGCCUUGUGA
This is a messenger RNA of Clonostachys rhizophaga, 291 nucleotides long. The record is from the annotation of a GenBank genome assembly. Lineage: Eukaryota; Fungi; Ascomycota; Sordariomycetes; Hypocreales; Bionectriaceae.